CCGGACUACGGCUGCUGGAAUGUCUUCCCCGACUUCGUUCUUUCCCCUCCAUUCGCUUUUGGACUUCCGUUAGGUCUCCAUCCUGUUUCGAUCCCACUGAUUGUGAACCUGGUAUCCUCUCCAAUGGCGGGAAGCCAAUGGCUACGAUGCGUGCUGGUACUCGCCAUGGCGGUACUAGGGGUCCAAGCCAUCGACAUCGAUGUUAGCAGUGAGGACUCCAUCAAGAAUGCCGCGUCGAUAGCUGCGUACGGCAUGAUGAAGCAUUACAAAGGAAACGAGUCCGGCGAAAUUCCCGGAAAGAUCCCUAAUACCUGGUGGGAAGGUGGCGCCAUGUUCAUGACUCUCAUUCAAUACUACCAUUAUACGGGGGACUCUACCUAUAAUAGCGAGGUCAUCCAGGGCAUGCAAUGGCAGGCAGGCGAUUGCGAUUACAUGCCAGCGAACUGGAGUAGCUACAUCGGAAACGAUGAUCAAAUGUUCUGGGGGUUGGCCGCCAUGACCGCUGCGGAACUGAACUUCCCCGACUCUAGCGAUGGAUACUCAUGGCUCUCCCUGGCGCAGGGUGUCUUCAACACCCAGGUUGCGCGCUGGGAUAAUACCACCUGUAACGGGGGAAUGCGGUGGCAGAUCUACACCUACGAAUCCGGCUAUACUAUGAAAAAUUCCAUUUCCAAUGGCGGUCUCUUCCAAUUAUCAGCCCGUCUGGCGCGUUAUACCAGCAACAACACCUACUACGAGUGGGCGGAGCGCAUCUGGGACUGGACGACGACCACGCCCCUAUUGAGCAACUCAACGUGGAAUGUGGCCGACUCGACAUCAACCACCAACGACUGCAGCACCCAGGGAGACGACCAGUGGUCUUACAAUUAUGGCGCCUUUUUGGGAGGCGCCGCAUACAUGUACAACUAUACCAACGGCACUGGGACCAAAUGGUCUACCGCGGUCAGUGGCUUGUUGAAUCGCACCCUAGACAAGUUCUUCCCCAGCAGCCACGGGGGUUAUAUCAUGGAGGAGAUUCUGUGCGAGCCGCUGGAGGUGUGCAACAACAACGAGAUUAUCUUUAAGGGGCUUGUGGCCGCCUGGUUGGCCUACACGGCGUAUCUGGUGCCAUCGACCUACGACAGCAUUCUCCCCAAGCUGCAGGGAUCCGCCAAGGGCGCGGCCGCAACCUGUACGGGCUAUGGCAACAACACCUGCGGCGUGCGCUGGUGGAACAACACCUGGGAUGGGUGGAGUGGCCUCGAGGAGCAGAUGAGCGUCCUCAGUAUCUUCUCCGUCAACAUGCUCCCAUACACCAACUCAUCGGCGGCGCCUUUGACUUCCAGCACGGGAGGCAAUAGCACCAGCGAUCCAUCGGCCGGAACGGAUGACAGCUCCAAGGAUAAGGCGACCCUGAGCACGAUCACGACCGGAGACCGCGCGGGGGCAGGCGUUGUGACGGUGGUCUUUGCCGCCGCGUGGAUCGGGAUGAUGGGCUGGUUGAUGAUUGGGUGAUUCACCAAUCCUGGCGUUAUUCAUUGUGUAAAUAUUAGAAAUACCUGCAUUGGUUUGGGUGCAGUACAAUUUGGGACUUAUAAAUAUCAUAAUUCAUGUCGC
This is a messenger RNA of Aspergillus ibericus CBS 121593, 1596 nucleotides long. Its product is annotated as glycoside hydrolase family 76 protein. Lineage: Eukaryota; Fungi; Ascomycota; Eurotiomycetes; Eurotiales; Aspergillaceae. Gene Ontology annotation, molecular function: mannan endo-1,6-alpha-mannosidase activity. Gene Ontology annotation, biological process: carbohydrate catabolic process; fungal-type cell wall biogenesis. The record is from RefSeq and is a predicted model, not a curated record. Bases 124 to 1494 code for a protein of 456 amino acids. The transcript has 4 exons.